AUGUGGAAGAAGCUCAUGUCCAAGAGUUUCGACUCCACGCCCCAGGCUCCCAAGCACAAGCCGCUGCCCCUGCCAGAGCUCGGGGAGGGAGACCGCCUCCCGACCUCGCCCAUGUCCCCGCACGCCCUCCCGCCCGCCUUCGCCGAGAGCUGGGCGUCGUCCGACAGCGGCAGCUCCGUCUCCUCCUCCAGCAACCCCAGCACCCCCGCCUCGUCCCCCGCCCCCUGGAAGAGGCCCGUCACCCCGUACUCGAGGCCGCCGCCCUCGGUGCGUGCGGAGACGCCCCAGUACGAGAUACGCAGCCCCGCGUGGCACGUCAUGACGUCCGACCUCGAGAAGUCGCUCUGCCGCGAGACGUUCACGCCCUCGCCCGAGAUCUUCAAGCCGCGGCCCCAGCGCGCGUCCUCCGCGCACCACCCGACGCCCGUGCAGGUCAUGCAGGGCCUGGUCUCGCCCACCCCUGUGUCCGCGCGCCCGCCCAAGUCGAUACUCAAGCACAGCGUACCACGAUCCGCGGCGCCCACGCCAGCCCCGCCGCAGGGCCCCUCCGUCCCCGUCCACCAGACGCGGCUGCACUGGCAGCUCUGCCCGUUCGACACGUACCGCAGCGAGCGCACGCUCCGCGUCGAGUUCGACGCCGCCAAGCCCGUCGAGCUCAUCGCCAUCCGCGACACGCGCCCGUACGGCGGCAAGCUCCCGCAGCACAAGGUCGACGAGUACCUGCUCCGCAAGGUGUGCGAGGCCGCGCCCGGCGGCGCGCAGCUCACGGAGAUGAGCAUCCGCUACCCGAAGUUCGCGGGGUGGAGCGUAACGGUGCGCCGGGCGGACGGCGGGCCGCUGCUCGUCAAGGACGUGUUCCAGGCGCUGUCGGACGACCUGUACCAGGUGACGACGCGGCAGGACCGCAAGGAGUACAUCCCGCGCGGGGAGAUGCCGCGCUGCGAGGAGGCGUACAAGCGGCGGUGCGCGGAGAGCCUGAGGAGCGUCGCGGAGCAUAGGACGGGCAUGCGCAGGGUCGACUUGCUCCAGGGCGACAGCUUUUUUGUGGGCCUGACGCGGCCGACGAAGGAGGACCAGGACUUCUGGAUCGCGAAUUUUGGCCCGGCGCCGUCGUAG
This is a messenger RNA of Dichomitus squalens LYAD-421 SS1, 1116 nucleotides long. RefSeq lists its product as uncharacterized. Lineage: Eukaryota; Fungi; Basidiomycota; Agaricomycetes; Polyporales; Polyporaceae. The transcript is spliced from 2 exons. The record is from RefSeq and is a predicted model, not a curated record. Bases 1 to 1116 code for a protein of 371 amino acids.